Molecule: messenger RNA, 1751 nt
Organism: Pistacia vera
Lineage: Eukaryota; Viridiplantae; Streptophyta; Magnoliopsida; Sapindales; Anacardiaceae
Product: pentatricopeptide repeat-containing protein At5g61800
Exons: 1
Coding region: 48-1607 (519 amino acids)
Biological process (GO): RNA modification
Molecular function (GO): RNA binding; protein binding
Source: RefSeq, a predicted model, not a curated record
CAACCUCAUGAACAAAUGCUAAAAUAUCAAACAAGUUCACCAAAUUCAUGCCCAGUCUCAUAAAUAAAUGCAAAACUAUCAAUCAAAUUCACCAAUUUCAUGCCCAUUUUAUCACCACAGGUCUUGCCUCUCUCUGUACUUCUCACAUUCUAACAAAACUCCUCUACACAAUCACCACCGUUACCAUUAAUACCCCAUCAUCUGCCACAACUCCAUUAAGCUAUGCAGUAUCGAUUUUCAAUAACAUUCCAAAACCAUCUACCUUUUCCUAUAAUACCAUCAUUAGAGCCCAUACUCUCCUCUCUUCACCUCUCAAUGCGCUCCUUUUAUUCUCCCAAAUGCGCACCAUUUCAAUUCCACCUGAUUUUCAUUCCUUCCCUAUUGUCCUUAAAGCUUCUUCUCAACUUGGCUCAAUUUCGUGGGCCCAAACGAUCCACUCUCAAGCAUUAAAAUUCGGGUUUGGUGCGGAUUUGUUCGUUCUGAAUUCUCUCAUUAAGGUAUACCUUGUUUUUGAUCGUUUGAGAGAUGCACAGAACUUGUUUGAUCAAAGUUCUCACAAAGAUUUAGUUUCUUACAAUACCUUGAUUGAUGGUUACGUGAAAGCGGGUGAUAUUGCAAAAGCACGAGAAUUAUUUAAUACGAUGCCGUUUCAUGAUGCUGUUUCGUGGGGUACCCUUAUAACAGGGUAUGCCCAGAGUGAUCAAUAUUACGAGGCCAUUCAACUCUUUAAUAAAAUGAUGGAGUUAGAUUUUCGACCGGACAAUAUUGCAUUGGUUUCUGCUCUUUCUGCUUGUGCUCAACUGGGAGAACUAGAACAUGGAAAGAAAAUUCAUGAUUACAUUCAGCGUAAUAAGAUUCAAAUCGAUUCGUUUUUGUCUACUGGGUUGGUUGAUUUUUAUGCGAAGUGUGGUUAUAUUGAAACUGCUAUAAACAUCUUUGAGUCAAGCCAAGCCAAGAGUUUAUUUACGUGGAAUGCAAUGCUUGUUGGGCUUGCAAUGCACGGUCACGGGCAAUUAUCACUUAAUUGUUUUUCAAGAAUGAUAGACGCUGGAAUUAAACCUGAUGGUGUCACUUUCUUGGGGAUUUUGGUAGGGUGUAGCCAUUCAGGUCUAGUUGAUGAAGCACGGAAGCUUUUUGAUGAGAUGGAAUCUGUUUUUGGGGUUUCUAAGGAGCUUAAACAUUAUGGAUGUAUGGCUGAUUUGCUUGGGCGAGCUGGUUUGAUUGAAGAAGCAAUUGAGAUGAUAAAGAAGAUGCCAACAGGAGGUGAUGUAUAUGUUUGGAGUGGUUUACUUGGAGGAUGUAGGAUUCAUGGAAAUGUUGAGAUUGCAGAAAAAGCAGCAGAGCAUGUGAUGAAGUUGAAACCUGAAGAUGGGGGGGUUUAUAAAAUGAUGGCUAAUGUUUAUGCCAAUGCAGAGAGAUGGGAAGAUGUAGUUAAGAUUAGGAGAUGUUUUGAUGUUAGGAAAGUCAAGAAGAAUGCAGGUUGUAGCUUGAUUCAUUUGAAUGGGGUUAGCCAUGAGUUUGUUGCUGGCGAUAGUUUGCAUCCUAAAACGGAUGAGAUUUAUUUUGUUCUAAAUGGAAUAUGGAAACAUCAAUUCGAAUUCUGUUAACAUGUUUUAUUCUUGUCGAAGGACAGUGUAAAUGUAAUAUUGCUCAAACACAAACGAUAGUGGAACCACUGCUAGUCAUUGCUCUUGCUAUCCUCCUAAAUACGAAGCUGUCGUUUGCUCGCAGUCCUGCCUAAACUCUCAGUC